UAAAUUAAUUUAAUACUGAUAGAGGCAUAUAUAUUUUAUUCUCACAUGGUAAGAUUAGUUGAAAUUUGUCGACAACAAAAACCCCCAAAUUACACAACCCCUUGUGUCCACACCGCUCUCACUCCAGCACAACACUUACCCCUAUCCUCUGCUUGAAGCUCAUCAUCAAUGGCGGAUCUGGGAAGCAACCCUGGCCAAAUGUCGAAAGAAACAGCCCUCCAAGCGCUAAACACCAUAAUCCAGCUCCAUUUCGAGAAGACCCUGGAGAAGAAACGGGCCAUAGAUCUCCAAAAGAAACAGCUCUUCCACCUCUUCCACCUCUUCUUCAUCUUCCUGGGCCUCAUCUUCCUCGCCCAAUCCCUUUCCCAUCGCCUCCACUGCCGCCAUUCCUGGAUCCCCAUUGCUCUUCUCUCCGUUUCUCAUCUCUCUUUCUACGUCUCUGUCGCUCAGACCCUCCGCUGCAUCAAUGGCUUCAAGUACCAGCGCCGCUGCCAUAAGCUCACUCUGGCUUUGGCCACUCAGAAGCUCAGAGACAUCAAGAUGAGGCUUGCCGGAGGGUUCGAUGGCAGCCUGGCGGAGGACGACUUUGAGAUUCAUUACCAGGAGCCGCCGGAAAGCUAUUUGGGUAAGUUCAAGAGAAAUUGGGCUCUGCAUUUUGGGUUCUUGAUCAUCAUCUAUGCCCUUAUGAUUUCUUCCUCUGUUGUUCUUCUCUGUUCUUGAUUUUUCGAUUCCGAUUAAAUUGGAAAUUCAAAAUUCAAAAUUCGGAUUA
Messenger RNA from Cucurbita pepo subsp. pepo (vegetable marrow), 769 nucleotides. RefSeq lists its product as uncharacterized. The record is from RefSeq and is a predicted model, not a curated record. Lineage: Eukaryota; Viridiplantae; Streptophyta; Magnoliopsida; Cucurbitales; Cucurbitaceae.